Protopterus annectens (West African lungfish) is the source of this 2440-nucleotide messenger RNA. It is a transcript of the gene GAS1, whose product is annotated as growth arrest specific 1. The transcript has a single exon. The coding region runs from base 625 to 1458 and encodes 277 amino acids. The record is from RefSeq and is a predicted model, not a curated record. Lineage: Eukaryota; Metazoa; Chordata; Ceratodontiformes; Protopteridae. Gene Ontology annotation, biological process: regulation of cell cycle.
AAGUUGCCAGGAGGUGUAGAAGUGUUGCUUUAUAUUUGUUUGUUUUCUUGCUUUUCUUUGCAUGCAUAUUAUCGGAUAAUUAGAGCACGCUGUGAGUACAAUUUUGUAUUUAAAGGCUGCAGAGCUUCGAAGUUACAAACUGCACUUGUCUAGGAUCGGUGGUGUUGUCUGGGAGCAACAGGCUAGAAGAUAAAAUAAUGGUGUUGGAGCUUGGAUUUGUGAAACCGUUCCAGCCUUGCUGUUACCCGCUGUAAGGGUGAACGGACUGUGGGAGCUGGAGGUUGCUCGUUACCCCCGCUUGUCUGCAAAGGCCAGAGGAUGUAGGAGCACAAGGCUGAUCUGCUGGCCACGAAGAAUACAUCUGCCGAACCUCACUAGAAGUUUGGGGUCGUUUGCAAAGGGGACAUUGUUGGUGUAAAAAACAAUGAGUGAGCUCCUUCUGACUCUUUGUGCUUUCACGUUUCCUCUAGCAAGUGUCUAAGAAAACCCACAUAAUUUAUAGGUACUCGAUACAAGUUAUUUUGAAGAGUAAAAGGGUUUUGCUAAAUGAAUGGAUGCGUGAGAAACUUGUGGAAAAUCCUCCCAGAAGCUGCUUGGAUUUCGUAGCGGGAAUCCCUUCCCAUCAUGGCAAGUUUUGCCGGCGUGUUCCGAGACUACGGCCGGUCGAUCUCGCCCUGGGUCUGGCUGUUGGCUGUCUACAACUGUUUUUCUUUCUUUUCCUCUGUGCACAGCCGACGGCUGGUGUGCUGGCAGGCCAUCGUGCAGUGCCACAGCGAAGUGGACUGUUCUUACGCCUACGACCAGUAUCUACAAGCCUGUAAGUCGGUACUUACCGGAGAGAGGCACCGGUGCCCAAGCCACUGUAUCUCGGCUCUCAUUCAGCUCAACCACACAAGGCACGGCCCGGCCUUGGAGGACUGUGACUGCUUAGCAGAUGCGGAGUGUAAAGCCGCUAAACGGGAGAUCGAGCCCUGUUUACCAAGGACUAAAGUCUUGGGUUGUACCGAGGCAAGAAUACAGUGUGAAAAAGACCCCAAAUGUGACCAUUCCCUGCGGAGUUAUCUCCGGCACUGUAGUAAACUUUUUAAUGGUAUGCGAUGCACGGAUGAGUGCCGUGGGGUGAUCGAGGACAUGCUGCUGGUACCCAAGGCAGUGCUUUUAAAUGAGUGUGUGUGCGAUGGACUGGAGAGACCCAUCUGUGAGUCCGUCAAGGCGAACAUGGCUAGACUGUGCUUUGAUACAGACUACAGCAACAACCCGACCAGCAGUGGCGGCUAUCCUUUGGACGACUAUUUUGACUACGAGGAAGAUAUUAACUUGGGGGAUGGGGUGGACAACAGUAGGACUUUUUCAAAUGACAUUCCUGAUAGUGGCCAGACACAGCAGAUUUGUCCCUUCGUCGUCCUCGCGCUGGCGGUGUCCAUUUUGUUGGUGUUUGCCACCGACUUGAGUUCUUGACAGAAACCUCCCCCACCAGCGUGGGGGACUCAAACCCACUGGCUCCAGUUGAAACCACUGACUUAGUGUAGAAGUAAACAUUUUUAGCAAAACAAUAUACCCUCCCUAUUCCUGGGGAUGCUUAACUGAAACGAGCAUGUUUCUUUCAGCGGGGAAAUUGUUCAUUUUUUUAAAUGCUGGCUGUUGUACAUCACGUUGUGGUGUAGAAACCGCGUUGCCAUUGCUCAGGAAACUAUGAGAGUAAGAUGUCUUUUUUUUUUUCUGGCAACAGCAGUGCACCUAGACUCGAACCCAGGUUUCAAGAUGUGUCUUUUGAGUACAAACUGGCCUCGACUACAGCUUUACACGUCCCACCUAGAAGGCACGCGUUGCUGCAUUUCUAUGCUCCAAAACUGCAAAAUGAAAACACUGAGAACGGUCUCAGUGUAUAUUUUUCCACAGCUAAAAUGAUGUUCAGCAACAGUUUUCUGAACGAGCAUAUGUACAUUUUCUUUGCGCAAGAAUACACUAGCUCUUCACUGCCAUUAUUUAAAAUGAAAAUGUUUUUAUAUUAAGAAAUAUUUAGGAAAGACUAAUGUUUGAAUUGUUUUACAGAUCAGUGCUUGAGCCCGUGUGUAUGAACACUGUCUACUGAAUAUGUAAAGAUUGGUCUUUGUAAGCAUGGUCUGUGCGGGUUGUAUAUAAAAUGUUACAUAAAGUAUAAGUUUUGAUAAUUUAUUUAAAAGCCCAGUUCAAGCAGCUCAGCUGUUUACAGGAUGUAUUACUUGUUCAUUCAAAGGUACAAAUCCACUACAGUAAGGGAACCUGAAGAAUGUUUGAGUACCAGUGUAUAUAUAGUAUAUUUUACUGAUUUACAGAGAAUAUCUUUAACUAUUUUUGACAGAGAUUAUGAAAUUAUAGAAAAAAUGUAUAAACACAUCUCAAGAUUGCCUUAACAUUGUAUUUUUAUAGAAGGCAUAGAAUAUACUUAAGUUUAACGAUA